Molecule: messenger RNA, 1002 nt
Organism: Suillus discolor
Lineage: Eukaryota; Fungi; Basidiomycota; Agaricomycetes; Boletales; Suillaceae
Exons: 4
Coding region: 1-1002 (333 amino acids)
Source: RefSeq, a predicted model, not a curated record
AUGCUUGAAGUUGGUUGGCUCGAAGCGGGAAAUGAUGAGGGAGCUGAACAACCAAUCCCCAAACCAAGUAAUCCAUCACAAGACGUUGUGGCGGGAGCUGCCGAACUCAAGACAGCAGAACUUACAGGCGCGCUUGAGACUGGUUGGGUCGAAGUAGGAGAUGAAGAGGGAGGUGGGCAACCAAUCCCAAGACCAAGAAGUCCAUUACAAGACGACGUUGUGGCGGGAGCUGCCGAGCUCAAGACAGCAGAACCAGUACUUACAGGCUCGCUUGAGACUGGUUGGGUCGAAGUGGGAGAUGAAGAGGGAGCGGGAGCCGCCGAACUGGUGGCAACUGAACCAGAACUUGCAAGCGUGCUCAAAGCUGGUUGGCUCGAAGUAGGAGAUGACGAGGGAGCGGGAGCCGCCGAACUGGUGGCAAUUGAACCAGAACUUGCAAGUGUGCUCAAAGCUGGUUGGCUUGACGUGGGAGAUGACGAGGGAGCAGGUGCCGCCGAACUGGUGGCAACAGAACCAGAACUUGCAGGCGUGCUCGAAGCUGGUUGGCUCGAAGUGGGAGAUGACGAGGGAGGUGAGCAACCAACCCCCAAACCAAGGAGUCCGUCGCAGGAUGACGUUGUGGUAGAUGAUGGGUUGGGGUUGGAUAAUGCAGCAGUCCCAGUAGAAAUUGAUGUUGGCGAGCUAGACAGGGUAGUCAUGGGCGGAUCACAACCUAGCCCCAAGAGCCCAAUACAUGAUGAGCUGGUCGGUGACGCAAAUGCUGAGGGGCUAGAGCUUGUAGUAAGCGUGUCAGUGCCUGGGGACGAGACUGUCGGACUGCUGGACGCAGAGGGCGUUGGGGUAUUGAUAGCAAGUCCACUUCCAAUUCCACUCAAUAUGCCAUCUGAGAACCAGCUCAUUAGAACAUCACCCAAACCAAAUAACGACAUAAAAUGCGCACCAAGACCACCUAAAAUGUCAUCAGGAGCUCUUUUCUUGAAUGCCAAAGAUCGCCUUGCGUGA